CAGCCUCAAUUUGGUACAUUUUGGAUUUGAUCACAUUCUUUCCUUAGAUUCAACUCCCAGAAGUGGAGUUACUGGGUCCAAGGGGGAUGCCUGUCUCCCUGGCUCUUGCAUUCCCUAAAGACGAGUCCAGAUUGGGACCUGCCACCUGCUGCUGCAGUGAGCACUGAGAGGCGCCACUCUCUCAAAUACAUCAUGGACAUUCUUGUUUUUCUUGCAGCUCCUUCCCUGGUCUGGAUCCCCGGCAGCAUAGUGGGUCCCUCUUCUGAACUACAGGCUGGAUCCAGGGUAUACUCGACCCACUCUGGACAUCUCCCCGGGUCCACAAGUCAACCAACACCACCUUCUCGGCCCCCAGCCCCUUACCCAGCCCAGGGCUGAGUGCUGUUUUUCAAAACAGAUUUCUUUCAGUUGGUGGGAAUAUAGGGAAUUUCAACGGGAACCUGUGAUUUGUUCGCCUCUAUAUCUCUCCCUAGUGGGUCGUCUUUUCUAGGACCUUUGUUUAUUUUGGGCAUUAACAUUUGAAUUUCGUAUAAUUUUCAUACGUCACUGAAAACAGCUCUCCCUUUGAUUUUCUUUCAAUCAUUUACAAAUGUGAAAACCAUUGUUAGCUCACAUGGCAAAAACAUUGUUUUUGCCCACGGCAAAAAACAGGCCGUGGGUCCAUCCAUGGUAUUGUAGGAAAUAUAGAAGAGUCAAUAAUAUUCUAUUCCCUAACUUUCCAUAUUUUCCUCGAGGGGUGUAAAAGCAUGCAUGGCACCGGACUAAAUGCUUUUAUAGUUCACUUUUGAAAGUUUAUUGUAUCUGUGAACAAGUCUUCCAGUUACACACACCCCAACAUUUCACGGCUCAUAAUGGUCCACAGUUUUCGUAAUUUAAAUUAAUAGCUGCAUAUCCCGCGAUGAUUUUAUUUGGUUUGCCUUUUCAUAACUGGAAUUGCGGGUUUUUUCAUAUUUCUCCCCCAAUUUUUCGAGGAAACAACGUUUGGAGUAGCAGCUGACGCUCCCAGGAAUUCCGGGGAACGUACUCCUAACUCACAGAGAACCAGUCCCUUGGUACCGCACUGCGACAUUUCCGGCGGAAGUUGCCCGUCGGAGGGGAAAGCAGCAAGCGACAAGACCUUUUUCCGCAAACGACGCUAACGGCGGGCGCACGCGGUGACGUGUAGGGGGGCGUGGCCCCACGCACUCACACCAUUGGCCAGAGGCUGUCGGGGCACGCGUAUACGGCGCUUCCGGGGUCGUCUGCUGCGCCCUCGCAGGGCUUCCUGGGAGUUGUAGUCCGGACUCCCGCGCGAGCUCUGCCGUCGGGAGGCGGCUCGGAGGUCCGAGGCCGUCCCCCGCCUUUGGCGCUCCGCUCGGAGGAUGGAGCCGGGGCCCGGGCCCGACGCGCCGCCGCUGGCUGGCCUGGUGUGGUCGCCGGCCUCGGCGUCUCCGCCGCGGGGGUUCAGCGCGGUCUCUUGCACCGUCGAGGGCGCGCCCGCCAGCUUCGGCAAGAGCUUCGCGCAGAAAUCCGGCUACUUCCUGUGCCUUAGUCCGCUCGGCAGCCUGGAGAACCCCCAGGAGAACGUGGUGGCGGACAUCCAGGUCGUGCUGGACAAGAGCCCGCUCCCUCCGGGCUUCUCCCCGGUCUGCGACCCCCUGGACUCCAAGGCCUCUGUGUCCAAGAAGAAGCGCAUGUGUGUCAAGCUGGUGCCGCUGGGGGCUGCGGACACGGUGGUGUGUGACAUCCGGCUGAGUGGGAAGACCAAGACGGUGCCCGGAUACCUGCGAGUAGGGGACAUGGGCGGCUUUGCCAUCUGGUGCAAGAAGGCCAAGGCCCCCAGGCCGGUGCCCAAGCCCCGAGGUCUCAGCCGGGACAUGCGGGGGCUCUCCCUGGACCCCCCGAGCCAGAGCCAGCCCAGCAGCAAGGGCGGCUUCCCCGAGCGGACGCUGUCGCGGCUGGGCUCCCGGGCGUCCACCCUGAGGCGGAAUGACUCCAUCUACGAGGCCUCGAGCCUCUAUGGCAUCUCAGCCAUGGACGGGGUUCCCUUUACCCUGCACCCCCGAUUCGAGGGCAAGAGCUGCGGCCCCCUGGCCUUCUCUGCCUUCGGGGACCUGACCAUCAAGUCUCUGGCGGACAUCGAGGAGGAGUACAACUACGGCUUCGUGGUGGAGAAGACGGCCGCUGCCCGCCUGCCCCCGAGUGUCUCCUGACCCUCGGUGGGUCGCAUCCGCCGCGGCCCAUCCUGGGAACUCCACGUCACAGGGCGUUCCGGCCCUCGGCCACCGCCGGGCGGAGCUGCAGCCGUGGGGGAGGGGCGGGCCCGGGUUGCUUGGUGAUGGCGUCUUAGGGUGUCUGCCCCCCCGGCCCUGCAGGGCAGGGGUGAGGCUGGAUGGAAACCGGUGCCUUCGAGUCCUUCUUGCCAAAACUGUCUGGAGCCUGGAGGGGCAAGGUCGCCCUCCCGGCAAUAAACACUA
Messenger RNA from Microcebus murinus (gray mouse lemur), 2456 nucleotides. RefSeq names its product multivesicular body subunit 12A (gene MVB12A). The record is from RefSeq and is a predicted model, not a curated record. Gene Ontology annotation, cellular component: cytosol; ESCRT I complex. Lineage: Eukaryota; Metazoa; Chordata; Mammalia; Primates; Cheirogaleidae. Gene Ontology annotation, biological process: virus maturation; regulation of epidermal growth factor receptor signaling pathway; receptor catabolic process.